This is a messenger RNA of Aegilops tauschii subsp. strangulata, 698 nucleotides long. NCBI's taxonomy places the organism in Eukaryota, Viridiplantae, Streptophyta, Magnoliopsida, Poales, Poaceae. The record is from RefSeq and is a predicted model, not a curated record.
GACCCACUACACGGCUCCCCACUUGGGCUUACAAGUGGGAUGUGUUAAAUGAGACGACGGAUGAUCCCUCGGUAAUGUACAAGUUGUACAAGAGCGAGCUGGACGCGAUCACGCCUGAGCAGGUGGAAUGGGAGCCGUAUGAAAAAGGAGAGAGUUUUGGUAACCCUAUAGAGUUCAAGCUUAAUCCGAUGUGCAUUAGGGAUAGGGAUCUCUGGCAUAUGCGGUGCCCACUGAUAUGCAACUGGGCGGUUGAGCUUCACCUGCCACAUCGGGUGUUCCGCCAGUUUGGUUUGUUCCAGCCACACCCGCCGGAGUGGGAGGACACGGACAAGUUGCUACACGCGUUGGAUAGGAAAAAGCAGCGGAAGAUCAAGGAUUGGGCCAGCCAUCACAGGAAGUAUGUCGUGCAGUUCGCUCUUAGUGUGGAGCAAGCAAGGGCUGGAAAACGAGCCCAGCUUCGUGAGCACUGCCCGAUCGCGUUCAACAACUAUCUCGCAUGGUUUCUUGCAAGUACCCGCGUGGAGGUAUGCCAGCCGGCGUAUGCUGAGGAGAUUCUGGAAGAACCCACCUUUUUCAUGAGGUAGCCCAGCACCAGUACAACGCAUUAGUCAGGAAAGGCAACUCGGUGAUCCCUUCAGCUCCAAUGAUGAACUUUGUGCGUGCCCAGAUCAAGAAAGCAGCUGACGAGACCGAGACUA